UAUGUUUUAAGACAUAACCAGAGAUAAAAAAAAAUAUAUAUAUAUAUAUUAAUGAGUUAUGGGAAUACAGUUCAGUCCACGCUGUAAAUAAGUAAAGAAGAAGAAAAGGAUACCCCAGUAUUUUUUCUGUUUUAUUCUCUCUCUAGUGUCAGUGAUCCCACUGUAUUUUCCAUGUGCCAUCCCAGGACAUUACCCAAAGGUGUCACCAGGUGGCGCAUAGUGACCCGGAGGAACAUAAACCCUCCUGAAGGCAAAGGCUGCAGAGUAAAUCCUGCUGUGAAGUUGUAAACAAGCUUUCGUUGUGUACCUCUUUAUUUUCAUAUACAGUUGACCAUGAUGCAUUCAGUCUUGGCAAACCAGAUCUUAUCAGCAGUGGGAAGAGGCCAUCACCAUUUGGAAAGUGCUAACGAAGCCCAAGACACAGAUUCCAGCCUCUCACAGGUGACCGCAGCAAACAAAGAGUUUGCCUGUCAUUUGUACAGAAAGUUAGCGGCUCAUGCUGACUUUCAAAGCAAAAACAUCUUCUUCUCACCGGUUAGUGUUUCUACUGCCUUGGCUUCCUUGUCUGUAGGAGCCCGGGGGGAGACCCACCGGCAGCUUUUCAGUGGUCUGGGUUUCAAUAGUUCCCAGCUCACGCAAACAGAUGUAGAUCAGUCCUUCUGUACGCUCCUUCAAAAUGCAAAGAGCGACAAUACCAGUGAAGGGACAGCCGUGUUUGUGGAUAACCACUUCAAGCUGCAGCCUGAGUUCCUUGAGGUCUUGAAGCAGUCCUAUUUUGCAGAAGGGUUCAAUGUUGAUUUCACCCAAACCACAGAGAGUGCCGAUACCAUCAAUAAGUAUGUGGAGACCAAGACCAACGGGAAGAUUGACAAGCUGGUUGAAAGCCUGGAUGAGAAUACAGUCAUGUACCUCAUCAGCUACAUAUACUUUAAAGGAAGGUGGGAGACUCCGUUUUGUCCACAGAUGACCAGGGAAGACCAUUUCCAUGCACCUAAUGCUAAGGUUCCAGUCCAGAUGAUGUAUAUGGAAGAGGAUGUUGAUGUUUAUUAUGACCAGGCCAUAAACACAUCAGUCCUCCGCCUCCCCUUCAAGGGCACCCACUCCAUGUUGCUGAUGUUGCCUGAUGAUAUGGCAAGAAUGGAGAAUGCCAUAAGCCCAGGUCAUGUCACCGAAUGGCUAAAACUGAUGGAGUCCAGGAGAUACAAAAUAUAUGUUCCAAAGUUCUCCAUCAAGACUUCCUACAUACUGAACAAUGUGCUGACUGAAAUGGGAAUGGCAGACAUGUUUGGUGAUCGUGCAAAUUUGACUGGUAUUUCAGAGGAUCAUCAACUGUUUGUCUCAAAGGUUGUACACCAAGCCACCCUGGAUGUUAAUGAAGCUGGAGCCACAGCAGCAGCUGCCACAGGCAUCGAGCUCAUGUUCGGGUCCUCCCGCUUCCGUCCAGUCAUUCCGGUCUUGAAGUUUGACCGUCCAUUUAUGGUCAUGAUCACUGAACGCAACACAGAAAACAUUCUUUUCAUGGGCAAGAUUAUCAACCCAAACAUCUGAUGGAGGAAAUAUUUUGUGUUCCAGCAUGACUGUUGCAAUACACAUAAAA
This is a messenger RNA of Archocentrus centrarchus (flier cichlid), 1597 nucleotides long. RefSeq names its product hibernation-specific plasma protein HP-55-like. The record is from RefSeq and is a predicted model, not a curated record. Gene Ontology annotation, molecular function: serine-type endopeptidase inhibitor activity. Bases 334 to 1548 code for a protein of 404 amino acids. The transcript has 6 exons. Lineage: Eukaryota; Metazoa; Chordata; Actinopteri; Cichliformes; Cichlidae.